AUGGACAACGAUUUCCUACCUGAACCGCCUCCCGCUACGGGAUACAAGAAUGACCUGGCUUCGGAAUACUUCAGCACCUUCAACCAGAUAUGCGAUAAUUACAGAGAUUCGGACGUUAAUUUACGCCAGACAUCCGAUUCGUUGAGGAUAUCCUCGGAAAUACUAGAUGGAGGUAGAGAAUUUAUAAGUACGGACUUCAUCAGUAGAAAAGAGAGUGGAUACGAGUAUGAGAGGUUCUUGAAUUCGAAGGACGAACAGAUAUUUCAGUUCGGUCAGCCUGAUGCGUCAGCUUUAUUGAGGCAUAGAGCCAGGAGGAGGUUCAAUGAGGAACAUGGAAUCCAACAGCCAGGGGCCACCAGUCAAGAGAGUGGGUACGGCAGCGAUGAGUUCGGUCACGAUUCCCCCUCCAGGUACGCGUCCCCCAAGGGCGCGGGCGCCAGCGCGGGGUACCAGGAGCCCUACUACGGAGAGUGGUCCGCGGGGUACUACCAGCCACCGCCGCCCUACCAUCAUGAUCCGUACGCUACGUCGCCGGGUAUAUCAGGCGCGGCCACGGACCCGUCGGCCGGUGGUGCGGAGCUGCCUCUGCCUCCCAUGUCAUCGUUCCGCGCCGCCGCUCCCGUACACUCACCAAGUGACCCCAUGAUAGUCGCCAAGCCUCCCAUGCAACCGAUGUACGCGGGGUCGGCGACCACCCCGUCAGCCCCCGGCGAGGGCGGAGCCCCGGGGCCCGCGGGUGCCGGCAGCCUGUCGUCGUACUCGUCCCCCUCCACGCCGGUCCACUCGCCGCCCCCGCUACACGCGAGGCUGUACCCCAUGAAGCACUCGCCACACCAUCAUCACCACCAUAACGGACAGCAAGCGAACUGGGUAUCAACGGGUGUAUCAUCUCCACCGACAGCGGCAACGCCACACGCGCCCCUCACGAGUGCUGUACUCCCCAACGGACACCAGCACGUCGUGUUCCCACCUGUUAUGGGCGCGCCCGCUGAACAACGACAGCUAGACGAGGCCAUGGUGUUCCUGAGAGAGCAUUCAGACGUCGGGGGCGCCCGUAUGGAGGAGCGUCUGGACGAUGCAAUCAAUGUGUUAAGGAACCACGCGGAGGCGCCCGACAUGUACCCGCAGGAUCACCACGUGCAGCCGCCUGGCGCGGUAAGUCGCGUGGGCGCGUUGUCACACCUCCACGAGCCGCCCGUCAAGAUGGAGAGGCAUCUCAUGGCGAAUACUAAGAAGCGUAAAGAGCCUCCAGACUCCGGGUUGGACUCAAAGCCUUCUUCGUCAGGGUCGGACGCUCUCAGCAAGCCGCCGGGCGGGAAGAGGUCUAGGAGAUAUGUGAACAGCUGCUCGUCCGCUGAUGAAGACGAGCUCGACCCGGACGCCAAGGCCGCGCGCGAGAGAGAGAGGAGGCAGGCCAACAACGUGCGGGAGCGGAUACGUAUAAGGGACAUCAACGAAGCGUUGAAGGAGCUGGGCCGCAUGUGUAUGACGCACCUCAAGAGUGACAAGCCGCAGACCAAGUUGGGCAUAUUGAAUAUGGCUGUAGAAGUUAUUAUGACGCUGGAGCAGCAAGUCAGAGAACGCAAUCUAAACCCUAAGGCGGCGUGUCUCAAGAGGAGGGAGGAGGAGAAGGCGGAGGACGCGCCCAAACUGUUGGCGGCGCCCAUACACCACUACCAGCCUGUUACGGGCAUGGGAGGAGCCCCACCGCCCGCGCCGCCGCAAUAG
This is a messenger RNA of Danaus chrysippus (African queen), 1728 nucleotides long. NCBI's taxonomy places the organism in Eukaryota, Metazoa, Arthropoda, Insecta, Lepidoptera, Nymphalidae. The record is from the annotation of a GenBank genome assembly.